AUGGAUAUCAUCUCCUACCUCUGGGAAAUUGCCCAUCAUAUGAUUGCGUAUGCUUCAAUGAUGAUACCGAAACUAAUAACACAAGACGUCGAUGGGACUAUUAUUCCAAGACAUAAAGCUCUUGGUAUCCUUAACCAAGUAGCUUCGGUCUACGAUAUUGCAGCUAAGUCAAUGGGAAAUCCAGAGUCAAGCGUCUAUAACACCAGUAUGAACUCUGUGUCCGUCCAGGCACAUUUGCUGUUGGCAAUUGUUUGCCGCCUGAAGAAUGGCAGUGCCCCAUUUGAGAAUGGCCCUACAGCCCCACGAGAUAUGCAAGAGGAUCCAUCAAGCUCAAGCAUGUUAUGGAUCGAAGAUCAGCUUAAUAGAUCAAUGUUCUUCUCUGGUGCAAGAAUGCACACUGAGCAGGACGAGUACGCUGGUCUCGACGUUCAAGCGGUUGAGCAGUCUGAUGGAAUGGAUACACUCAUUCCAGAAACCUACGAAGAAUUCAAUCUGAUGCUGGAUAAUGGAUUUAUCAAUUCCAGGUACUUCGAUGCGGGGCUGGUUCCAUGGGACGAGCCUGGUAUAUUUAUCCAGCCCCAUUAA
Fusarium sp. VM40 is the source of this 585-nucleotide messenger RNA. NCBI's taxonomy places the organism in Eukaryota, Fungi, Ascomycota, Sordariomycetes, Hypocreales, Nectriaceae. The record is from the annotation of a GenBank genome assembly.